AUGCUUCGCCGCCUGAUCUCGAAUCUGGAAGCGAUGGAAGCUGCACAAGAUGGGCAAACUGAGCGGCAAGCUGAGCGGCAAUCUGAUCGGAGAGUGCAACGGCAAGCUGGGCCACCUACCGGUGAGCGACAAGAUUCGUCCCGGAGCAAAAAGCCAGCAAAGCCUCACCUGCGGCUUUGA
Messenger RNA from Symbiodinium natans, 180 nucleotides. The record is from the annotation of a GenBank genome assembly. Lineage: Eukaryota; Dinophyceae; Suessiales; Symbiodiniaceae.